This is a messenger RNA of Schizophyllum commune H4-8, 868 nucleotides long. RefSeq lists its product as uncharacterized. Bases 124 to 693 code for a protein of 189 amino acids. Lineage: Eukaryota; Fungi; Basidiomycota; Agaricomycetes; Agaricales; Schizophyllaceae. The transcript has a single exon. The record is from RefSeq and is a predicted model, not a curated record.
GUCUGUUCGGACACACACCCAACUGGAUGCCAGGCCUCUUAGGAGUUAUGUUUCAGUGACCUGCUCCCUCUUGGCGGACGCCGGCAGCUCGCUGCUGGCGUUCGGUGACAGAGGUUACUGACCAUGAUGUGCAUGGGAGCGAGAGGGGCGAAAUGUCUGGUAGGCGGGUCGCCGCUGCGAUCGCUGCUCAGGUUGUCGCUUCGGCUCUCUGACCGGCCUCGCGAGACCCGCCAUGUCCAGGCUCUUCGCCGUUUGCAGUCGGGCCUUGCUGAGCUGAGGACGCUCAUAGUAAGAGGAGGCUUAGCGUGGCCUGGCUGCGGACGCGGAGGGUGGGUGCGGUGUCCAUUGCGAGCGAAGUGUCACGCUUCCGACGCUUUGGGCUCUCCUCUUCUGGAAGAGGGUCGAUCGUGGAGGUGCUUGAUGCUGCCGCUCGCUGCCGGGGAGCGCGACUUCCAAGACCGCCGCUUUCGGAGCUGGCGAUGGAGGUCCGUGGCACUCUGGUUGAGCGCAAAAACCCCGCUCAUAGCUGGCUGCCUCGGUUGGCGGGCGGUUUAUGGGCUGCACUCAACCUUGCAGACGAACUUUUUGGAACCCUGUCGCGAGUCUAUGCGGGCUUGCGAUAUUCUAUCGGACGCUGCGAAACGCUUCAAUCCCUAUACGUGGUGCGUGGUCCGUUAUAUCCCGUCAUGCUGAACACUCGAUAGGCAGGUAGUCGACGCUAUGGUCGCCGACGAAGCUGUCGGAUAGACAGCCUGGUUGGUGGGCGCGAGGUCUGACGUUUCCAAGCUCUGGACGUGUUCAGCGGUUUGUGGUGCCGCGCUGAUGGUGGGCUGCCUGCUCGUGAAUGCACACUGAUAACUGCAAUGCA